AAACCAUUUAUAAAAACCUGAAAUGGUUUUUCAUUUUCUCAUUUCUUCUUUAAAAACCAAACCUUCUUCCUUCUUCUCCAUUUCUCUCUCCCAUGGAUUCCUCAAAUCCCACCGCCGCUCUUACUAAACCCUGCUUCCUCCCCUCCUCCUCCGCCGCCGACGACGACAUGGAACCCGGAAUCUCAUCUCACACUUUCUUCUCCAGAACCUACCGUUCACGAUCUUCCCGUUUCGACGAUCCUCUCCCUCUUCCUCAUUUCUUGGACUCCUGUUUCCUUUGCCGGAAACCUCUCGGGAACAACACCGAUAUCUUCAUGUACAGAGGGGACACUCCGUUUUGUAGUGAAGAAUGUAGACAAGAACAAAUAGAAAUAGAUGAAAUGAAAGAGAAGAAAUGGAGGAGAUCAUCAGCUGCUGCUGUGAAGGCGUUAAGGAAUAAAAAAGACCAACAAAGAAGAAGAUCUACAUCUCCUAAUAAAUCUUCUCCUCCGUCGGAAUACCCUUUCUGUGCCGGCACCGUCGCCGCCGCUUAGGUUUUAAAAGGAACUCAUAAAAACAACCAAAAAAGGAAAAAAAACAGGGAAGAAGAAGAAAAAGAAGAGAUGGGGUUUGAGAAUCUGCAAAAGGGGGAAGAGAUUUAUGUGAGAUUGAUGUGUUUUUCGUUUCCUUUUUUUGGGAUUUUUUGUUUUUGAGUUUGGAAAACUGAGAUCACUCUCUGAUUAUACAUAUGGAGUUUUAGGGAAGAGGGUGAUUAAAUCUGUAUCUAAACUAUGGAUUCUGCCUCUUCUUCUUCUUCUUCUUCUUGUUCUUGAGACUGUUUUUUUCUUCUUUUUUUUGGCCCUUAAAUCUUUUGGGGUUUGAUUUUGAGAUAUUAGAUGAUAAAUAACAUUGAGAUUUUACUAUAUUUCAUCAA
Messenger RNA from Cucumis sativus (cucumber), 913 nucleotides. Its product is annotated as FCS-Like Zinc finger 2. The record is from RefSeq and is a predicted model, not a curated record. NCBI's taxonomy places the organism in Eukaryota, Viridiplantae, Streptophyta, Magnoliopsida, Cucurbitales, Cucurbitaceae. The coding region runs from base 93 to 533 and encodes 146 amino acids. The transcript is spliced from 2 exons.